AAUGAGUGCGGAGGAGAAUCCCGCUGCUGAACCUGCACCUGUGACCGACGUGCAGGGUGAUGGACGCUGGAUGUCACAGCAUAACCGGUUUGUGCAGGAGUGUAAGGAUGCAGAGCCUGAUGUUCUGUUUGUGGGGGACUCAAUGGUGCAGCUUAUGCAGCAGUACGAGGUUUGGAGGGAAUUGUUUUCCCCUCUCCAUGCUCUGAAUUUUGGGAUUGGUGGAGACACAACCAGUAAUGUGAUGUGGAGACUACAGAAUGGAGAACUGGAGAACAUCAGACCCCGAGUUGUGGUUGUAUGGGUAGGAACUAAUAACCAUGAGCACACUGCAGAUCAGGUUGCAGGAGGAAUACUCGCUAUUGCACAGUUACUUCUGUCUCGCCUCCCCAAGUCCAAAAUGAUUGUUUUGGGCCUAUUGCCGAGAGGAGAGUUUCCAAACCCCCUGAGAGAGAAAAAUGCAUCCGUGAACAAUUUACUUCGAGCAUCGCUCCCUCGACUUGGCCCCAUUCAGUUUCUCGACAUGGGGAGUAGUUUUGUUCACUCGGAUGGGACGAUUUCCUCUCGAGACAUGUUCGACUACCUGCAUCUCACCGCUAGUGCUUACAGGACCAUUUCAACAACUCUCCACGAGCUGCUGCUUCAACUUCUGGAGGAAACGCCUCAGGAGAGGAGGGCUUCACUGGUUUAAAAAGCCCACUUUGAUUCAUCACUGGAGAGGCAGCGUUUUAGAAAAGUUGCAUAUU
Danio rerio (zebrafish) is the source of this 743-nucleotide messenger RNA. RefSeq names its product platelet-activating factor acetylhydrolase 1b, catalytic subunit 2 (gene pafah1b2). The record is from RefSeq and is marked provisional. Gene Ontology annotation, cellular component: cytoplasm. Gene Ontology annotation, molecular function: 1-alkyl-2-acetylglycerophosphocholine esterase activity. NCBI's taxonomy places the organism in Eukaryota, Metazoa, Chordata, Actinopteri, Cypriniformes, Danionidae.